AUGCGGGUGUUGGCGGCCAAGAUCAGCGAGUCGCUGGCCAUUGGCGAUGUACCCCAAGCGGCGCGGAACCUCAUCUCCAAGCUGUCCGGGCUGGUGAUGGUGUUUUUGCAGACGAACCCGCAAAAAGCGCUUGAGCUAGUCGCCUCGAUAGAUCAACUCCUGCCCAUGAUCUCGAGCGUCAACGCCGCUUCGCGCCUCCAAUCGCCCAGCAACAACAUUUUCUCGAGCUACACUGAAGAGAAGAAAACGGUCCAGAUCGUCGCCGAGUCGCAGCACCCCUAUAAGAUGAACUAUGUCCAGUCUACGGUAGUCUCUUUCGAUGAUGACGUUACUUUUGUGUGCCUGCAAUUUUGUGAAGAGUGUCAAACGGCCCAGGCAGAUGACGUCCUCUGCGUGUAUGUGAAGACCGAUUCGGAUAGCUACGUGCCGGUGGCGAGAUAUUGUGGCUCUCAUGGCUGGCCGGUGAAGCCGAUCAUCCUGCCCGGAAAUGUCAUUUGGUUUGUGCUGGAAACGGGUAGUCGCAUCGAUGGCGCUACCCAGGAUCAGAUAUAUGGCUUCCGAUGCACCGUAACUGGAUACCCGGAAAUGGACGAACCCUCCAACCUACAAAUGGAGCAAGAGCUCGUGUGGAUCUCGGCGAACGCCUGUAGAAUAUUGGUCGAGUUACCCAACGACGCGGAGAGCCUAUCACAAGUGCUGAUUGAAGAGGAGGAGACCAGAGAUCUACUGGAGCAUCAUGGUCAUUUGUUGAGAAAGGGGCUGAACUUCGCCCACACGCCAUCGGCCCAUGAGCUGCUCAGCCGAAGCCUGCCCGCCCCGGCCCUGACCUCAGACCUCCGCUUCUUGCGCGAGUUCAUCUCCGGCUCGCCGGCUACUGUCGCCGGGCUUUUGGCCAGGUGGCUCCCCCUCGGCCCCGUCGUCGACUUGGCGACCUGCCAGUUGGUGAUGAGCGACGAGCAGCUGACGGCCUGGUGCCUACAAUUCCACAAAGCCCUCGACCGAGAACUGAUCCGACUUGUCGAAGCUGUUCGUUCCCCGAAAGAAGAAUGUCAGCGCCAGGAGAGCGUCGAGAUGCAAAAAUCGAUGGAGCGUGCCGGGGAGCAGAGCGUGUUGAUCGAGACCCAGGAGAUGUAUGUUCUCGAGGACGGCGACCGGGUCGAGCUGUUCAGCCGGCCGUCCCUUGACGCUGUCGUCGAUGGGGAAGUGGUUGAAGGGCGUCGGGAGCUACUCACGGACGGCUGGGUGCACAAUGCUCAAGGCGUCUGGAUCAGGCUCGCCCACACGAAGCGCUUCAUCUUGGCUGAGGACCAAGUCGGGCGCUCCUCGGUGCAUUCCCAGGCCCAGAGCUCGAACGGGAACGAUGAUGAGGAACCCGGGCCGUCGAAGCCGACGCCGGUCAGGGCCCCAGCCACGUCGGUAAAGGCGAUGCGACCUUCGAUUGUGGAUUGCUGCCGAACAGUUUUUGCCGCCUUCCUGUGGCACGAGCAUCUCGUGAAGGACGCGAUGGCCGCAGCUGCGUAUCUCAAAUUUCACAGCCAUUUACAUAACCUAUGGCCCUGCUCGCAAACCGCCCCAAUCUCGCUGGCGCCCAGCCCGCUACAGCCGUUGGUCAAGGUCUGGAAGGAGGUCAGCGCCGCGAUCCAAAGCACUAUCCACCAAAAUAUCCUGCUGCCCUCCCCGCCGUCGGUCCGCCGUCCAAGGCACAGCCAAAACCCUGAUAUGGCCACUUUGGAGACCGGCGAAGCGAUGUGCGAGCUUUGCGAGGGGAGAUGCCGAGGGCCCGUUACUGUUCACAUGCGAAUGGGACACCCGGGCUGCGGAGGGGAAUGCCAGGGCCAUGGAUAUAAUUCGCAUGGAAAGUACACCACCGGGUGGGCCGGCAUGUGCGGCGAGGGUGGGCGAGCGCCUUCAACAUGGUACCUGCUGUGCCCUCCUUGCCGAGCCGCCUAUUUGCGUCAGACACCUUCUGGUCAUCAACAGGAACGGAACAGGAGAUGGCGCGAAUUCCGACUCUCCAGUGGCCAACUUGACAGUCGACCCGAGUCUGUCAUUCGCCAGAACGCGCUCUUCCUCCUCGACCUGAAUGCUACCGUUGAAGGAGCCGAGGGGAGCAAGAACAGCUCUGCAACCACUUCCGGCUGGACUACCGUAUUCCCCGGCCAGCUCCUCUCGCCUACCGUAUACCGAUCGGCAAACCUCGGGGGUCCCGGCACGACGCAUACGCUUACCACAACUUCACAUCAAAUUCGAAAAGAUUCGGACGCCAUCCCGAUCUCGUCGGCAGCCGCCCAUUCCAGCGACCCUGGCCCAAAGGCGUGCUCCUCCAGCCGCAUCGACGUGUCGUUUGAGGACAAGCUGCAACAGGGUGGAGAUGAGGUCCUCCAAUCCCCCUCAGCCGCCCUCGUCUCCCUCGUCUCCACAUCUUCGAGCUGUUCGCCCAGCCGUCAGCCAUUAGUGCGCCGCCCGGUGAUGGCGUUCAUCAUCGAGCACCACGACUUGAAGAGGGUGCGGGAGGCGUCCUUCUCGGCGGUGAAGCGGGCGGUGGGGUUCGCGCAUGCGUUCCGGGUGUGGAACUGGUUGCUGCGGCUCGUCUCGUCGGAAACAAGCGUUUCGGACGUGGUGCUGCAGUAUCUCUGCUCGUUAUCCUCGUACUCGGCGCUGGUUGAUCCGUCGACGCGCGCCCCGGACCUUCUCACGUUGACCUGCUCGAUCUUGGCGUCAGUCGGCCGAGUGCUAUCCGACCCGUCGGCCGAUCAAAUCUUCUUCGACAGCCCGUCGGACUCGAAUCUGGGAAAUUCAUUGGUGGAAAGGGCGCCGGAGACCCAAAAAACUGGAGACGUUCGACACAUGGUGGACCUGAGCCUGGAGUGCGACAUCGAAGCCUCAUCUCGGCAAGCGAUGGUCGUCUGCCUGACCGACGGCAGCCCGGAGACGUUUUGGGAAUGUGGAGAAGAGGACAAAAAUCGAGCACGAGCCCUGACGCUCACCUUCCGCCCCAACGGCACCACGCCCGUCCUGUUGGCCAUCUUCUUCGACAACGUGCGCGACGAGAUGUUCAGAACCAACGCCGUCCAAAUCCGAGCCAUGCUCCCCGACGGCUCGAAGCGCAAUUUGCAUACGCAGCAGCUGGACGUGCAAUUCGUCGGCUGGGUGAAGGCGUGCGUUUUCGGCGCGCAACAGGCCCAGAUCAUACUCCGUGGGCCGUAUCCAGCGCAAAGGAUUCGACAGGUCCUGCUCACCGGAUAUCGGCAAAGCCGGGGCGAGUCGCCGAAGCUUCUGAAGCCCUCUCAAUCGCAUCAGCUGCUAUUUUCGACUACCCAAAAUGACGCGUUUUCCUUAUUCCAGGCGCUCUCGGCACAGGCAUUUUCCGAUGAGAUGGCCGAGGAGCAGCACGGGACUUUGAGACAGCGGGUUAUCGAUUUGUUGUUUAGUCGAGUCCAGCUACAACCCCUACAAACACACGUUUGUACACAGAUUGCCAAUGCGCUGGAAAGAGAAGUCAUAUCGCUGCGGGACCGCGGCAAGCGCAACUACUCGUACGCCUGCGGGCUGAUGCAUAUUUUGACGCGGAUCUGCGCCUCGAGAAAAGGCACAGAGGUCUUUUCUGCCCGCAACUAUCUGCUGCUCACCCUCUCCGAGUUGCUGCUCUUUUCUCCACAGACAUCAAAGGGCAACGACCCGGAGCCGUUCUGCGAGAACCACGACGACGGGCGGACACUGGCCCAGGUGCACUGCGAGGUGUGUCGCAGCAAUCUAUGCAGGGACUGCUUCUCCAUCCUUCACCUCAACAAGAAGAACCGCAGUCAUGAGGUGCGGCUGCUCGGAUCGUCGAAUUCCGCUCCACAGGUGGAGAUACACGACGGAUGCUCCAGGCUUAGGCUUCCGAAUAUGCUGGUACUCUUCCACGGCCAAACCCUGAACGGCUUGGUUGAGUUGAGCGUUGAUCCAUUGUUCCCCACCGGCUCUUCUUUCCACAAUCGUCCGCUGGCCUCCCAGAAUCCAUCAUCAUCUACGCAUCUACCCUCAAACAAGUGCCGCUUCUGCGAGGCGCCACUCAGCGGAGAGACCCAGGUGCUAGAAGGUGUCUGCGGCCACACCGAGUGCCAAGAGUUCAACCGGAUCGCCUGCCAGAAAUCGCUGCCCUGUGGCCAUCGUUGUUGCGGAAUCGCCGGCGAGGAAUCAUGUCUGGAAUGUAUGCAGUGUCCACGUGAAGGAACUUCCCAGGAUGGCGAUGACGUGUGCGUCAUCUGCUUCACCGACCGUCUAGGCGCCGCUCCGUGCAUCAAAAUAGAGUGCGGCCACAUCUUCCACUACGCCUGCGUGCGGGCCGUGCUCGAGAAGCGGUGGAACGGGCCCCGCAUCCUCUUCCGCUUCAUGAAUUGCCCGCUAUGCAAUGGGGAGAUGGAGCACCCCGGAAUCCGAGACCUGAUUGAGCCGUUGAAAGCCCUAAAAACGGAAGUGCUCCAAAAAUCCAAAUUACGGCUUGAAUACGACGGGAUGAUGGACUGCCAGGCGGUUGUCUCGCCGAAUAGCGAAUUCUACAACCAGCCCGAAGCGUACGCGAUGGAGCGCUACGUGUACGUACAAUGUCACAAGUGUUCAAAGGCGUAUUUCGGAGGGGAAAGCCGAUGCCAGCUGCCGCUCGACUCGUCGCAGUACAACCCGGCCGAGCUGAUCUGCGGCGGCUGUUCGGACGUCACCGGGGCCCAGAUUUGCGGUCGGCACGGCGUCGAGUACCUCGAGUACAAAUGCCGGUACUGCUGCUCGAUUGCCGUGUAUUUUUGCUUCGGCACCACCCACUUUUGCGCGUCGUGCCACGACGAUUUUCAGCGGCUCGUCUCGUUGCCAAAACAUCUGCUGCCCAAAUGCCCGGCAGGUCCGCGCGCCACCCAGCUCGAAGACGCCGCCGGAUGCCCGCUGAAACUUGAGCACCCAGCCACCGGCGAGGAGUUUGCGAUCGGCUGCGGGAUUUGUCGAAAUUUGAGCACUUUU
Messenger RNA from Mesorhabditis spiculigera, 4992 nucleotides. Lineage: Eukaryota; Metazoa; Nematoda; Chromadorea; Rhabditida; Rhabditidae. The record is from the annotation of a GenBank genome assembly.